CGGGGGCCACUGGCUGCCCCCGAAGGCGCCGCUCCCCUGGGCUCCGAAGGGCCCCGCGCCAGCGCUUCUGAGGCUGUCAUUCCCCGUGUUUGAGAUUUCGUUUCUGGAACCUCACUCGGACGGUCCCAAGAGGGGAAAGCGGGUAGUGUGGCUUUUGCACUUGGCUGGAGGUGAAAAUAAAAACCAGGCGCGGGAUGUAAUGAAGGCAAAGGGACCUGUGAGAAAGUGGACGAAUUUCUGAGCUCGACAAGAAUUUUCUGCCCAUCUUGGCCCACAUACUACGUAGUUCAAGCCUGGGUUGAGAAUAUGAGGCAGAAGGAAGUGUUAACCAAGACCUUCCAAGGCCCAGCCAUUGUCUGUAGGACUCCGACCAGCCACGUUUACAUGUUUGAGAACGGUGGUGGGGACUCGGGGGACUCCUCUGAGGAAGAGUCCCACCGCGUGGCUCUGCGGCCCCGGGGCAAGGAGCGCCAGAAGAAGGGUGCCCAUCACCCUCCCCAGCCAGGAGCAGGUGACGUGGUGCUGCUACAGCGGGAGCUGGCCCAGGAGGACAGCCUCAACAAGCUCGCUCUUCAGUAUGGCUGCAAAGUCGCAGAUAUCAAGAAAGUCAACAACUUCAUCAGAGAACAAGACUUAUAUGCUUUGAAAUCUAUUAAGAUUCCAGUGAAAAAUCAUGGGAUCCUAACAGAGACCCACAAAGAACUCAGACCCCUCCUGAGCCCAUCCUCAGAGACCAGAGUGACCUUUGAGGAGCAGCCAGACCCAGAUAGAGCAGCUGUAGGCACCGGUGCCCUGCCCAGCCCACUGACGGAUUUCUUUAAGGGCAUUGACCAGAAUAUUGAGCACGCAGUGCAGUCAGAAAUCUUUCUAAAUGAAAGUUACUGUGUAGAGACCUCCAAGCAGCCGCUGCUCCCGGCUUCUCCGAAGACCCCGACAAAUGGUGCAGACUGUGGAAUUCAGUGGUGGAAUGCCGUUUUUAUCAUGCUUCUAAUUGGGAUUGUUUUACCAGUGUUUUAUUUGGUCUAUUUUAAAAUCCAAGCUACUGGCGAGAUCCCCAGUAGCUUGAACACAACUGCUGUCCCCAAUGGCUCGAUGACCGUGAGUGCAGUUCCAGGGCAUGUCCCCAGAUUAGCAGUUCCAGUGCCGACCGUCCCCUCUUCAGACAGCCAGUUCAGUCCAACCACCCGGGCAGGGAACUAGCUCUUGUUGUUUCUAAAGACUCAGGCCAGUGUUAGCCUUCGGCCUCCUAAUGCGCAUCACCUGGCAUUGGCCAUAUCUUAGGGUGCUGCAUCUCCUUUUCUAUGACAUAUGGACAUGUCUCAGAAGCCAGUGUUGAGUUCUCCAGAACACUCACCCUGGGGAAUAGGCUCACCUAAUCCAAGGCUGUGGGAGCCAAAACACCCGCCCCCUCAGCCCCCUGCAUCCAGAAGGUGCAGCAAGGGAGACAUGUGCACAUGAUACAUGCCGUCUCUUGAAGGUAUAGCAUGGACUGGCACUGCGUGGGCCCCCAUGUCGGAGGUGUUCGGAAGUUGAGGAGCGGUGUUAAACCUUCAGCGUGGGAGCCUCUGGGAUCAGCUUUGGUGACGUGGCUGUUUGCAGUGUCCCCUGCCUGCUGGGAAGAGAUGACUGGCUGUGACACAUGGUGCUCUUUGUCCCCCUGGCAAAGGUGCUGUCCAGUAGCGGUGAACACCACCCUGUUUUGGAAUAGGACAGAUUAUAAGAAGCCCUAUGUCAUGUUUGUCCCACCAGUUAGCCUUUUUUGAGGCAGUGUCACUUCUAGAAUUGAAAAAGCCCUGAAUCCGAAUUGCUCUAAUAUCAAGUAAAGGGCAGUUCUCUUCCUUGUACUUCUAGAACUACUUAGUAAUACCCAGGCCGGCUUUAAGGUGCUGCAUGGUGUGGCCGGCACUUCCUGGCCGGAACAUUUGGAGGCUUUUGCUCAGUUUCCCCUGAGGUGCAUCCCCACUGCAGUGGCUGACCAGAUUACCCAAGUUAGCAUUCUUGGAAAGAAUUCUUGCUGGCCAGUGACUGGAGCUGAGUAGGUGCAGAGAAAAAGAUGAGUGCCUAUCACCGAGGUCCCAACAGGUGACACUUCUAAGGCCGAACAGUCCGGCAUUGCUGAGAGCGGCAGCCCCUGGGUGUACCUGGAAAACAGGCGUAGGGAGAAUAGGUGUGCUUCGUGCUGCUUCCCUUACUCUAAUCUUGGGAAGUCUAGAGCCAUUGCCCCAGAAUGGGCCUCAGUGUUUUUCUUCGGGUAAAUACACUUUAUAUAGUGUAGCUCAUGAUGUUAAAAACCAAACCACUUAAUGGAGGGCCUAGAGGUGACCGUUACUGUGAAGGCCAUAAAAAGAGGGGUCAGGCUCCCAUCAGUCUGAGGUUUUCCCAUCUACACAGCAGCAGUCAUGCUGGAGGCUCAAGGGAGGCAUGGGUCGGCCUCUGAGGCCUUGCAGGUGGAGCAGGGGUACGUGAGGUGAGGGUGAAAGCCUGUUUGGCUGGAGCCCAUCUCAGUCCCACGGAAGAAUGGAAAUGGGCUCACGUGGCUCGGAGAAGCCCGCCACCAGGGAGGAAAACAGACUGCACAAAUGCUGAGCUUUGAGCGAGGUUUAUGUCAUUGGACACAUCAGGCCUAGAGAUGAAUUGAGAAGAUUUCAUCAUUGUAAGAGGAGGUGAGUGUUGCAGAAGAGUACUUGAAAUUGGCUUCUCAUUUUUCUCCUCUCAGCUAUGUGGAGAACGAUUUGCCCUGGGUUCACUUAGUAAAUUUAAAGUAUCUUCAAAAGUAAAUCUUUUCUUCAAAACCAAAAUGGUCUUCAGGAUAAAAUGAACUUGUGAAUUUUUGCUACAGGAAAUGUUUUGAUCAUGUGAAUGCUUUUCCAGCCAAAUGUUUGUGCUCACUAUGCCCCCUGGAGGCCACAGGUUUCUCUAACAUAUCACCAUUAACUUAACGAGGCAGAGCCCGGAAUCCCACGGGAAAAUGGCUUUUGCCAGGCAAAGAAUAAAUAUCUGUAUCCUUUACUUUUUAAAAAUGGAAUAAAAUAAUUUCUUCUGUGAAGGAAAA
Leptonychotes weddellii (Weddell seal) is the source of this 3052-nucleotide messenger RNA. RefSeq names its product LysM domain containing 4 (gene LYSMD4). Lineage: Eukaryota; Metazoa; Chordata; Mammalia; Carnivora; Phocidae. The record is from RefSeq and is a predicted model, not a curated record.